This is a messenger RNA of Balaenoptera ricei (Rice's whale), 480 nucleotides long. RefSeq names its product ATP synthase membrane subunit g (gene ATP5MG). The transcript has 3 exons. The coding region runs from base 82 to 393 and encodes 103 amino acids. NCBI's taxonomy places the organism in Eukaryota, Metazoa, Chordata, Mammalia, Artiodactyla, Balaenopteridae. Gene Ontology annotation, molecular function: proton transmembrane transporter activity. The record is from RefSeq and is a predicted model, not a curated record. Gene Ontology annotation, biological process: proton motive force-driven ATP synthesis.
AACGGGGUCCUGCGGCAGGUCCUUCCGGGAGGGUGACAUUCAGCCGGCCAGUCGGGGCGACGGGCUUUCCGUCCUAGAACCAUGGCCCAGGUUGUCCGUAACCUCGCGGAGAAGGCCCCGGCGCUGGUCAGCGCUGCUGUGACUUACUCGAAGCCUCGAUUGGCCACAUUUUGGCACUAUGCCAAGGUUGAGCUGGUUCCUCCAACCCCUGCUGAGAUCCCUACAGCUAUUCAGAGCUUGAAAAAAAUUAUCAAUAGUGCUCAAACUGGUAGCUUCAAACAGCUCACAGUUAAGGAAGCUCUACUGAAUGGUUUGGUGGCCACUGAGGUGUGGAUGUGGUUUUAUGUUGGCGAGAUCAUAGGCAAGCGUGGCAUCAUUGGCUAUAAUGUUUGAAGACCAAUCUUUGCUUUGUUAUUUGGGUGUUCUUGGACCAUGUGUGAGCAGACUGCUAUUUGAAUAAAAUAAGACAAUGUGUCAAAA